AUGCAAAUUCGUGAUAUUUCUAUCUGCUCUCAAAUCAGGAGGAUUGUUUAUGGAUUUAUGACUGUUAUUCUCGCACUGGUGUGUGAUAUUUUAACGAACAAACAAAAAAGUCACGGAUCAAUAAGUAAACAACGUGCAUUAGAUGAACUACGUGCGAUUCGUGAGAGUGGUCUUCGAGAAAACGAGAAAGUUAUUGAUCUAUGGAAGUUAUCCCUUUGUGAUCAUAUAGACAAGCUGGGUUAUGAAAAGUACUCGAUUUUGGAACAGGUGUUCAUCGCCGCUCUAGAUAUGGGAGAUGAUGAUUUAGCUUGU
Schistosoma intercalatum is the source of this 312-nucleotide messenger RNA. NCBI's taxonomy places the organism in Eukaryota, Metazoa, Platyhelminthes, Trematoda, Strigeidida, Schistosomatidae. The record is from the annotation of a GenBank genome assembly.